AGUACAGACGCACACAAAUAUCUGGAACCAUGUUACGAGUGUUGUUACUGGUGGCACUAGCACGGCUCUCAGUGAGCACUUUUGACCCAGAGCUGCAUGAGAAGUAUCUACAACUGCCGCGGCAUCAAUUCAUUGAACACUUCAACAAGCAAAACUUCUCCUGGAAGAUUACGAAUUACCCGCAUCUAGAGAACAUAGAUCUCAACUGCGACACAACAGAUGAAUCAAUUAAAGAUUUGGAAAUCAAAAGUCACGAUCCUAAAAUGUACUCUCAACUUCCAGAUAAUUUCGAUCCAAGAGAACAUUGGGACGAUUGUCCAACUAUAAAAGAAAUUUAUGAUCAAGGAUUUUGUGGCUCUUGUUGGGCCUUCGCGUCAGUCACUUUGGCAUCAGACAGAACGUGCAUAAGAAAAGGAUUGGUCGUGCGCCUAUCAGAACAAGACUUGACCUGUGUAAAACCAAUUUGUUUUGGAGGCUCUUCGACGGAUGCCUUAGGUUUUUGGAAAGACAAAGGUUUGGUUACUCUGGAAUGCAGACCAUACGAUAUAUCUAAACAACAUGUUUGUGAAGAAAAAUGUAUAGAUUCUAAUAUUGACUACGCAAAAGAUAAACAUUUUGCUGAAGAAAUAUAUGCUGUAUCAUCUAAUGAUAAUGAUAUCAGAGCUGAAUUAUUCACCAAUGGACCAGUGUAUGCUGGUUUUGACGUAUAUGGUGACUUCCAGCAUUACACUUCAGGUGUUUAUGAACAUCAAUUUGGUACAUAUUUAGGAAGACAUGGUGUUAGAGUACUCGGAUAUGGUAUUGAAAAUGGUAUAGAUUUCUGGAUGGUGGCUAACAGCUGGGGCUCGAGUUGGGGAGAGAAUGGAUUCUUUAAAAUAAAACGACAUCAACAGUUACUUGGAUUUGAGGAAAAAAUGUAUACUGGACUGGCAAAAAGUUGAUUUUGUAUUCUGCGAACGCAUACGGGAGCCAUUUUUGUUAGAAACUUCUUCUUAUUGUUUGAAUAAAGUAUUUUAAUGCAUCGAU
This is a messenger RNA of Manduca sexta (tobacco hornworm), 1026 nucleotides long. RefSeq names its product cathepsin B-like. Gene Ontology annotation, cellular component: lysosome. Gene Ontology annotation, molecular function: cysteine-type endopeptidase activity. Lineage: Eukaryota; Metazoa; Arthropoda; Insecta; Lepidoptera; Sphingidae. The record is from RefSeq and is a predicted model, not a curated record. The coding region runs from base 30 to 941 and encodes 303 amino acids. The transcript has a single exon.